Molecule: messenger RNA, 4848 nt
Organism: Lytechinus variegatus (green sea urchin)
Lineage: Eukaryota; Metazoa; Echinodermata; Echinoidea; Temnopleuroida; Toxopneustidae
Product: 5-hydroxytryptamine receptor 1B-like
Exons: 1
Coding region: 493-1914 (473 amino acids)
Biological process (GO): G protein-coupled receptor signaling pathway
Cellular component (GO): membrane
Molecular function (GO): G protein-coupled receptor activity
Source: RefSeq, a predicted model, not a curated record
CCAACUUUACCGAGGAGAAUGAACUGAGUCACGUAUGUGGUCUGAUGACAGAGAGGGAGAGAGGGAAAUAAGAACGUUUGCGCAGCAACCAAUAAUAGUCUACCAGUCUCCAAGAGUUUGAUUUCACUUCUCAUUCCAAAACCAACACGAGAUACAACAGUUUGUUAAACCCAAGUAUUUCAACGAGAUUCCAUUCUCAUUUCCUCGGUUACCAGUGAAGUCAACAACAGUCGCAAAUAUACCUGUAUCGUAUCCCUGGGGAAUUGGAUUGCUGGAAUCACUACAUGCCUUAGCAGGACUUUAUCAUCUUGAUAUUUAAUUGAAAGUGAUGAACUAAUCAGGACAAAAAUUAUUAUUAAAUAUAAGUUUAAUAACUGUAAUCAAGUUCUUGUUUCUUGUGUUAUCACCAAUUAGCAAGUCUGGAAAUCUUGUUACCUUGGUGAUGAGGAUACAACUUCUUCAAAGGACUUUAUAGGCAGCAUCGUCAUAAUUAUGGAGAACUCAACAGCAAUCAUGUCAUCUUCGGUUGAUGAUUUGACAACAGAGAUACCAGCUCACAAGGAACUGGCUGGUCACACUCAGUUUAUCAUCAUUUCUGUCUGUUACAUCAUCAUCUGUGUCUUCGGCAUCGCUGGCAACUCGAUGGUCAUCGCCGCUGUCGCACUCUGUCGGAAACUCCAGACACCGACCAACGUGUUCGUGGUCAGUCUAGCCAUCACCGACCUGCUUUCUUGUUUGACCCUCCCAUUUCAGGUGGUCAUGUUUCUGAGCCGCGAUGACAGCACGCGUCUUCCCAACGGACUAUGUGCCUUCAUCGGAGCUAUCAGCAUCAUCUGUUUGGUUGGGAGCAUCUUAACAUUAGCUCUGAUAGCAUUCAACCGAUGUUUUCUCAUCACACAACCAAGGAAGAGAUAUUCUUGGCUCUACACCACGAAGAAAUUAUUCGCAAUGACUGCCAUGGCUUGGUUGUACCCAACCUUCAUUCUCGUCUUGCCCCAAGCCCUAGGUGUCGGCCAGCUUGGUUACUCACCUUCCUAUCGAGCCUGUCUAUGGAAUGAAUCUCAUCCAUACGCAUUUGUGAACGAUAUCUUGGUUGCUAUCACUUUCUUAUUCACAUUCAUAAUCAUUCUCUUCUGCUACAUCAAAAUCUGGAUCUAUAUCCGGCACCACGUUCGUCGGCUGCGAACCCACACAUCUUCAAAAGUUCCCGCCAAUGAACCAAGCAACCUUGAUGACAUGAGCAGUACUCAGGAACACCACACGGAUACCAGUGCAGGUCCGAGUCAAGGACAUGGCCACACCCAUGGUAAUGGAGGUUGCAAGGUGGAAAAGAAGAAACGAAUUAAAGCAGUUAGCACACGUGAGAUUGAGAUAACCAAGAACCUCUUCUACGUUGUUUGUGCAUUUUUUAUGUGUAUCAUCCCGUAUACCAUCACGCUUGUACUUCCAGUAGAUCCAAUCUUAGAUCUUCUAGUUCUUUACGCAAGUAUCCCACUUGUCUUCAAUGGCUGCGUAAACCCUAUAAUAUACGCAUACAAGCACCCUACUAUGAAAGUGGUGUUUAGAUAUAUCAUCAAGUGUCAAAUAGCUUCGAUCCCUAAACCUUCGAAAUGCCUCCGCCGUGCGCUGAGCCUACAUCAGAACUCUGAGGUGAGAGGGGAGGGGCAGAUCAAGACAAUUCAUCAAAGAGAUGGUCAUCCUUCGUUUUGUAGUUUGAAGAGGGAAUCGUUCAUGAGACAAAACUCGAACAACCCAUCUUCAAGAUCGCUUGGUAGCCUCAAUAAGCACGAUGUAUCACCAAACAGACAAAAUUCAGCCAAUGCCUCCACGAGAUCAAUUGGUAGCCUCAGUAAGCACGAUAAAUCACAGAGCAGACACAACUCAGUUGGUAGUUACAAAGGAAUCAAUCGCUAACACAUCCACUCCUCCAUGGAAUCGAGACUUUUUAACUUAUUGAUAAAUAUUUGAAAUUAGCAUUCUAUGAUGUAACCACAUGAUGAUACAGACUGAGUGCAUUUUGCAGAAUGACGAUGCUUACAAGAUAGUGUCUGGUGCCAUUAUUCUGUUUUAAAGACAUUAAUGAAUGAAACAAAAAUCAUGAAAAAGUAGGAUCUUCAACAGUACUGAUUUUGAAUGUUUUUGAAGCAGAGUGUAACUCUGGAUUAAACUUGUGAGUGCCUCGCAUGAAAACGCGAGGUCAGUAAUACUGGUCGUAUGAAGUAGCCCAUGACGACAUCAAAAUAAUUGAUUGUAAAUAGGACUGAUUUGUUGUUGAAUAUAAUUCAAAGGGCACCAAUGUCAUGACUUUUCAAAAAAAAUUGAUACGAUUUCUGUCGACAAACUUUCUAUGGAAGCGUUGUGAUCCAGAUGAGAAGGCCAUAGACUGUCAUGUUAGUAUUGAUUCGUGAAUUGCAUUCGUGGUUGAAGCAAAUUAAAAAUCACAGUAGAAACUGUCUAAAUGUUAAAGUUACAUCUUAAUGAUAGUUAUUUGACUUUGUUCCUACGAUGGAGUUAUCAUUUGAUAAUUUGGGUACCAAUCUUCAUACAUCACAAUGAUCCAGCCUGCCUUUCUAAACUAGACACAUAACCUGCUCUAAAAUGUCUAAUUGUAGCAUUCUUUAGACCCACUGAUUGUAUGAUUGUAUUUUUCUUUGGGCCUGCCUGAUAUUGCCAUUAUAAAAUGAUGAAAAGCGGCCAAUAUGCGCCAUCAUAGAAAAAUAGUCGUCCUAUAGUUAUUUUUCAAGUUGUUCUUAAAAAUGGUAUGUUUCUGAAAUAUUAUGGGACUUUCUUUAUUAAUUGACUAUUUUUGUAGUAAAAUCGCAAUCAGAUUAGGCACAGUUGGACCCAAGAUAGAUAAAAUCGAAGACAAUUUGCACUUAAAAUUUUGUAUCGGAACACAUUGGAAAAAUUGCAUAUAUUCAUAAUUCAUCAUGUUCAGAAGUAAAGGUAUUGCAUCAUUGAGAUUAAAAACUUGAGGCUAAAACUGGCGCUAUUCCACUAGGUCACUAUGAUCGCAUGCGGGCUGUUCUUUUACAGGAAGUUGAUCUCAUAGUUCCCUUGACAUAUGUACUUUUUAGAUAAUGCAUAAUUAAUCUACAGUAAGUUGUUUGUUUGUUUUAACUCCGUUUAAGUCGUUCAUGACACGAGCAUAGUGGUUUAAUCUUUAUCAUGUUCCUUCCUCCAAUCUUGUUUACUAUACUGUGUGAAACACAAACAAGCUACCACGACAUUCGCGUGAUAAUGCCAGUCAAUGUCAUUUCCAAUUGUUUAUGCACGUUUACUUUUCGGUUUUCAAUCCUGUAAGCGAUGAUUAACGUGUAAUCAUUGGUAAACUAUGUCACCGAAAACGUGAUAUUACAACUUUCCCAUGCAGAUUUGGAGCCCGAUGUUUAACUAGCCAACACCCCUUGCCCGGUCCGCUUCGUAAUUAACUGCCAAACAAGUUAAGAACACGAUUUGUAACGAUUUCUUUGGUGGUUUUCAAAAGAAUUAUCAUUUAACAUGUAUCCCUAUACUUUCAUUUUAAAACCAACAGUUGGUAUUUUGAAGACAACACAUAAGCUUGAAAAUAAAUUGGAAAAAUUUACCAAGAGUACAAACAACGAUGAAAUCGAAUUACUGUGUUUACAGAUCAUUUUUUUAUUGAUUGAGAUGAUAUACAAUCCCAGGGAUGAUACCCUGGUAUAUUGCAUUCUCAAGCGAUGGUAAUUUCAUAUUUCCUGGUACUUUUUUAAUUGCUAAAUUUCUAAUCUCCCAGUACACGUAUUAUAGUUUUACUCUUCGUUUUCAGUUUCCUCAAAUGAAUGGGGCUUUCUACCAAUCCAGGAAUGGAACAAGCAUGACUGAGACAGUUGUCGCAAUUCGAUGACUAUCUUUUUCACAAACUGGCCAUGGACCUUGGUAGGGUCUAUGGUCUGGUUUAUCAAUAGCCAUUCAUGAAAAUUACAGGCUUGGUAUUCGAUUUCGAUAGCUUUAUUGUUCUGCGUUUUGGGAAAGAAUCGCUUUCCAGUUAAAAUGACGCGGUGGGGGUAAAAACAGCAUUAUCCGUGCUUUCUAACGUCAAGUUUAUUUUUCUCCAAUCCUUUGUGUGACAUGCUUAGAAAAGUUUAUUUUCAUGGUUAAUAUUUUGAGGUAGGAAACGGCUCCAAUUUUUAUCUUAUAUAGUUUUCAAGGGGAAAAAAAGUAACGGUUCUAAGGUUGCCAAGAAAUUGAAAUAUUUGUUGCUUUAUAAAGAUUAGCUAAAUUCUUGUCAAAGCUUUUAUAGGAAUGUGAGUUACGAAACAAAUACAGUCACACUGGGUAAACAGACUCCAGACCCACCAGAUUAUUAAGGCAUCAAUCCUAACACACCUUCGGUCAGGUAGGGAAUUCCGUCAUGUUGGUGUGACUCAAGAAUUAUAGUUUUUUUUUCAAGAUCGGAAACUUAAAAAAUAUGUUUGAUGCAUUAAUUGACCCACAACAUAAUGCAUGAUGUAAUUCUUAAUAUAAUGCUACAUACAUUCAAAACAACAAAAGAGAUCCCAACCGAAAAUAAUAUUUUUUGACGGUCUGGGGCCCUUGGCACAAGGCUUAGCAAUGAUCGUAGAACAUUUUUCCACGAUUUAUUGCAUUGAAUACAGUGUACAAUCAAUUGUGGAAAUCAAGCGUACGAUCAAUCGUUAACAUUUGUGUUACGGGAUCUAGGAGUAGGUUUCACCGCCAUGGGCGGAAAUCCCAGGGGGACGCGUCCCACCUACCCAAAAUAGAAGGUGGGCGCAAUAUCGAAUGUCCCACCUACUAUUUUUGGUCUUUUAUGGUGGAAAGAAAUACAUAAUUCAAAAUUGAAAUGAAAAAUGUAUUUUUGACGAG